Messenger RNA from Hevea brasiliensis (rubber tree), 1783 nucleotides. RefSeq names its product palmitoyl-acyl carrier protein thioesterase, chloroplastic. The record is from RefSeq and is a predicted model, not a curated record. Gene Ontology annotation, molecular function: fatty acyl-[ACP] hydrolase activity; acyl carrier activity. NCBI's taxonomy places the organism in Eukaryota, Viridiplantae, Streptophyta, Magnoliopsida, Malpighiales, Euphorbiaceae. The transcript is spliced from 6 exons. Gene Ontology annotation, biological process: fatty acid biosynthetic process. The coding region runs from base 40 to 1254 and encodes 404 amino acids.
AGAGAGAGAGAGAGAGAGAGAGAGAGAGAGAGAGAGAGAAUGGCUGCUUGCCGUUGUAGAAUCACCUUUCCAAUUAGGUGCACUUCCAACAGUAACAAUAGCCAUGAUCCUAAUAAGCAGAAUAUGCACAAAAUUAAAAUCAAGGGGACCUGUUCUAGGCCCCAUAAGGUUGAUUCACUCAGCCAAACUGCAGGAGUGGCAAUCACUUCAGUAGCUUCUGUUGCUGAGAAUCUCUCCCACACAAAAGAGCAGAUCACUCGCCAGAACAUCCCCACCAAGAAACAGUAUAUUGAUGCUCAUCGUCAAGGCCUUAUCAUUGAAGAAGGCGUUGGCUACAGACAGAAAGUUGUUAUCAGGUCCUACGAAGUAGGUCCUGAUAAAACUGCUACACUUGAGAGCAUCCUCUAUCUUCUUCAGGAAACAGCAUUGAAUCACGUAUGGCUAUCGGGACUUCUCAGCAAUGGAUUUGGGGCUACACAUGGAAUGGUGAGGAAUAAUCUCAUCUGGGUUGUCUCAAAAUUGCAAGUUCAAGUGGAUCAAUAUCCAAUCUGGGGAGAGGUGGUGGAAAUCGACACAUGGGUAGGAGCUUCAGGAAAGAAUGGAAUGAAGCGAGACUGGCUCAUCCGAAGCCAAGCGACAGGCCAUGUCUUUGCACGAGCAACAAGCACUUGGGUGAUGAUGAACGAGAAGACGAGGCGCCUGUCGAAGAUGCCAGAGGAGGUGAGGGCUGAGCUUUCUCCUUGGUUUAUAGAGAAACAAGCAAUCAAAGAAGAGGUCCCCGUGAAAAUUCCAAAGUUGGACGAGAAAGCUAGAUAUGCCAUCACUAACUUAAAGCCCAAGAGGAGUGAUUUGGAUAUGAACCAACAUGUCAACAAUGUGAAGUAUGUAAGAUGGAUGCUAGAGACAAUCCCUGACCAGUUCUUGGAGUCCCAUCAACUCUCAGGGAUCAUACUAGAAUAUAGAAGGGAAUGUGCGAGUUCAGACAUUGUUCAAUCUCUAUGUGAUCCUGAUGAAGAUGGGAUCAAUAACAGUUGUUUAAAACAAGCUAAUGACAUUCCUCAGCUGAAUGGGUUCUCAUUGGCUUCUGAAAUAAUGGAAAGAAAUGGACUCCUGGGAUCAGUGGACAAGGUACCACUAAGAUAUACACACCUCCUUCUAACCAAAGGAGAGACUCAAAAUGAAGAGAUUGUUAGAGGGAAGACAACAUGGAAGAAAAAGCAGAAAACUAUGCCAUUUCAACCUAGCAAGAAUUAAUUUAAAUUAAAGUAAGUAUUUUUCAUCAAGUAGAAAGGGUUUAGCAAUCGUGUCGUCCUUGUUGAACAUCAGUUUGAGACCUUCAUCCUCAAAUCUAACAGGACAAGGUACUUCUGCAAUAAUUAUUCAAGUUAAAAUGGGCGUACAUAAGAUUGGAAUUGGACUACUGUACACGUACAUCCAACUCCUCCCCAAGAUUUUUGGACAUGCUAGUAUCGAUUGGAAGCUGAAUGAUUAUUGUGCUAAUAAUAUCCGAUUGAGGGUGUCACUGGAAGGAUUGAUGAUGUAUUGGGGCCCAUAAGAUUGGAAUUGGACUACUUUAAAUGUACAUCCUUUAUCCUUCCCAAGAUCUUUGGACAUUCUGGUCUUGAUUGAUUGAUUGAAAGCUGAAUGAUUAUUUUGACGAUAAUAUCCUAUCAAGGGUGUCAUUGGAACAGUAAAUGAUAUAAUGGCCCCAGAAAUCGAAGGAUUGUUUUGAUUGUAAUUUGAGAAGCGCCUUCAGAUUGUAUCUAAAAAGAUUAAUUAUUAA